AUGGCUGAAGUGCAGUCAUCACCACUGCCUGCCUCCGUGUCCGGCUACGAUUACUUCUCCAAGAAGCCCGAGCUUGCGCCCCACUCGGACGCCCCGUUCCUCCCGUACUGGGCCCGCUCGCCCGCCUGUGCCCAGAACUUGCUCGACUGCUCCAACGAGCCCAUCGAGUACGACCACGACGACGAGGACUACAGCGACAACUGCUUCUUCUUCCCCGAAGACUGCUCGUGGACUCCUCCCAAAGACUGGGUUGUGGAGGCGCAUCGUCAACCCGCCGCGCCGACUGCAGACUCGCAUCCCAUCAAUCUCCCUUCACAUCACCAUCUGGUAGCUGCUGGCCAUAACGCCCUCGCCGACACCAUGAUUCCCGGUCUGCCUGAUAUCAAGAUGCUGGACUCGGAGGCCCUCGGCGAUCUGCUAGAGGACAACUUGUCGCCUCCGGAGAUCACCACCAUGAUUGUGUUCGCGACGAACGGUGCCGUCUUCGCAUAUGCUUCCUCCCUUGCUUCCCGGCAACUUCGCAACCUCAGCUCCACCUACGGUGCCGCCUACACUUGCUACGCCAAGACCGCGUCGAGUGGAAAUCUGACCGGUGUCAAUCCCGCCAGCCACCCUUCCUCAUAUGUGACAGCUCCCUCAAUGUCGCUGGGUGACGUGGGAUCAAUUGUAUUUGAGCUGGACGAUUCGGUCGCCGUAGUCACGCGAGUCGCGGACAAGGUUCUUUUGGCGGCCGUCGGUCCCAAGAACCUCGACGAAAAUGCAGACGGUCCUACCGCUGAUGGUUCUACGCUGGAUGGCCCAGUUGAUCCCGGGUCUGGGAUUGGUAAUGGGACGGGUUCAGACGAGACACAAGGCAAUCAUGCUGCCAAAGGAUCGGCCUCAAACGGUGCGCCCGCCUCCCAGCAGGACGUUGACCGAAGCGCCGAUCUUUCGCGUCUUGCGAGUCUCAAUCUUUCGGCAUCUCCGUCAGUGCUGCUGGCCUUGGAGUCCAAAUGCGCUGCACUGGGUCGUUUCCUGGCAGAAAAGUUGGACGACUUGGAGAGCCCAGAGGACUUUUAA
Molecule: messenger RNA, 1059 nt
Organism: Penicillium diatomitis
Lineage: Eukaryota; Fungi; Ascomycota; Eurotiomycetes; Eurotiales; Aspergillaceae
Exons: 2
Coding region: 1-1059 (352 amino acids)
Source: RefSeq, a predicted model, not a curated record